CAAAGUUAGCAGCUAAGGUAGCUAACGCCAUAGAAAUACCUGGGUGACGCUGAGGUGGGUGGAGCAUGCUCGGGUGGAGAGGGCGUUGCAUUGCUGUGACUCGGCUUCAGUGUCGUCUGAGAGGCACACGGAACAGUGUGGAGUAGUGAUUGAAGUGCAUUAGAAGAGUUGCUGUACCUAUUUGGAGUGUGUACAGGAGCGUGUGCGUUCAUAAAGCAAACCACACACAUAGACACACACAAAAGUGGAAGGGAAACUCUACAAGACGUGUGACUCUGAUGAGGCUGUGCGGACCAGAGCGGCUUGUUAUUGCUUUUCUGAAUUUUCUGGUGCGGUGGUGUAGCCUCAGGACUUGUGCAAUAUUGCACAAUCUAACUCUUAUAAAAAAAUACUGCCAAACUUAAAGGAAAAGGCUGUGGUCUUGUUUGUCCGUCAAAGAGGAAGCAACAGAAUCACUUUGGUCCACUGUGGUUGUAUUCAAGUAAUUUACAAAUAAAGUUGGAUUGGAUUUAGUUUCUGCUGUGGGACAUGGACACUUUUGUUAAAAAUAAAUUACAAGAAUGGGGACUCAGCAAGUGGAUACCUAAUUUUGAAGAUGAAGAGAUAAAUGAGCAAAGUUUUUACCUUCUUGAUGAUGGAUUAAUUCAUCAGUUGAUCCCAAAAGGAGGACCGAGGAUGAUCUUCAAGGGUAAACUUAAGUUGUUGAAGGAAACACAAAAUCCACCAUCAAAUCAGGAAGUGGUUGCUGCUCCGCCUCCAGAAGAUAAGAGCAUGACUCCUCCACCAUCAUUUCAUGAAAGGGUUAAUUUUCCUCCUCCAACUCCUCUACCAUCAUUUCAGGAAAUGGUUGAUUCUCCUCCUCCAGCAACACAGAGUCCUCCACCAUCAUUUUAUGAAAGGGUUAAUUUUCCUCCUCUAACUCCUCUACCAUCAUUUCUGGAAAUGGUUGAUUCUCCUCCUCCAGCAACACAGACUCCAACAACUCAGGAAAUGCUUUAUUCUCCUCCUCCAGUUCCAUCCACCAGUGACAGAGAUGACACAGGGAAGAGACUGCUGGAUCCUAAGGAGGAGACGCCCAGGAAACGUCAAUGUGUCAUUUCACCAGAUUCAUUUUCAGAAAGCGUCAUACGGGCUGGUGUGAGACACACAAUUGAUUUUGUCACUGAAAAACUACAAAAUAAAGACAACACAAGGCUCAACGCUUUCCUGAAAGAUAAAAUCAAAGAUUUGAUGACAGAAAAAAGGGAACUAGUUGGUGUCUUUGGGAAAACGGGAGCUGGAAAGAGCUCUUUGAUAAAUGCCGUCAUUGAGGAGAAGGAACUUCUGCCGUCUGGGGAUGUCGAUGCAUGUACCUCAGUCAUGAUAAAACUGGAGGCUAACAUGGACACACAAAGAUAUGAGGCACACAUUGAGUUCAUUACGCCAGAGGAGUGGAAAGAUGAACUGUGGUCUAUGGAAAAUGUUCUUGAUGAGCAUGAUGAUGAUUAUAGUGCCACUGAGGAAAAGAUUUCAGCACUGUAUGAACAAGAUUGGAAAGAAAUCUCUAACGGCAUGGACAACAAAUAUUUCAAAGAAAUUCCAGAAUUUCUCCAGUCAAGGAAGAAGAUUAUCAAAUGUGACUCGGCUAAAGAACUUGCAGAAAAAUGUGUCAAAUACACAAGAAAUUACUCCAACGUGGAAAAGUGUAAAGAAGUAAAGAGACAGUAUUGGCCGUUAGUGAAGUGUGUGACUCUCAGGGUUCCUGGAAAUGACCUCCUUCAGCAUGUCACAAUUGUGGACCUUCCGGGAACUGGGGAUCGUAACAAAAGCAGAGAUAAAAUGUGGAAAGAGAUUGUUGGAAACUGUUCCACUGUGUGGAUUGUGACUGAAACUACUCGAGCAACAGCAGAGAAAGAAUCUUGGGAGAUCCUGGAAAAUGCCAGCAGCCUUAUGGGAAAUGGUGGCGAGUGUCAGCACAUUCACUUCAUUUGCACCAAGUCUGAUCAAAUUAAUGAUUCAGAUUUUAAGUCACGAGAUGAAGUUCGUAAUCGUGUGCUUGAACGAAACGAAAAAGCCAAACGUGGAGUGAUGAAACAAUUCAGCAAGGAAAACGAAAUUAAGAAACACUUCAGUGAUGACUGUUUCAAAGUGUUCACAGUGAGCUCCAAAGAGUUUCUGAAGACUAAAUAUCUUGAGCGAGAUGAAACCGAAAUUCCGCGAUUGCAGAAUAUUUUGAAAGACCUGAACGACUCUCACUCAGAGACAUUAAACUAUGUGUCUGGAGCUCGUGGGAUUUUGUCUCUGAUUCAAGGAACCAGAUGCAUGGAAGUGGCUGGUAAAAAAGCAGAAGUGUGUAAGGAGCUUGAAGAGAAGAUGAGAGAUGAACUUGACAAAGUCAAAAAGUCCGUGGAAGAGGCUCAUUCAGCUUUUGAAUCACACCUUGCAGAGGGCGUUGAAGAAUCACUACGUUUAUGUGACAAAACAAUGAAGUCCAUUUUAGAGCCUGCAAGGACAUCGGGUAGCAGCUUUCACAAGAUACUGAAGUAUGUAGUUCAGAACAAUGGUGCCUACAAAUCAAAGAAAGGGAAACCUAAAAACUUGAAUGAGAAGUUAAGUUCACAUCUGACUGACAGCAUUGAUGCAGAAUUCAAGAAGACCUUCCCAAAUGAAAGCAACUCUGGACCUUUCAAGAAUGUCAUCAAAGAGUUUUCACUGAACACAGAGACGCUGAUUCAAAAGCACGAUGACGUCAAACUGCAACUCACUUUUCUCAAGACAGAGGAGGACAAACUCAAACUACAGCUCCACAAAAUCGUCCGGGAUCGUAAGAAGAAGAUCUACAGCAGCCUGACAGACACAAUUGAGGCAAACAUGAAAACAUGCUAUGACGAAGCAAAAGAGAUUCGUGGAAAGGACUCACUGUUAAAAAUGAGGGAGAUUAUUCGGACUCAUGUACGUGCUACAAGGAACACAAUGUUUGAGAUGGCUAAAAUGAACAUGUUGACACAACUGGAUGCUUUGAAGGAGGAAAUACUGAAGAAACUCGAGGAAACCCUGAUGGAAUCUAUUGAACUGGCACUCAAGACAGACAGCGACUCAUUCCCAGAUGUUUCAGGAGAGCUUGACAAUGUGACCAAAUACUACACUCACCUGGAAGGCAGGCCAGAAGAACGACCAGGGCCGUCCAACUGAUGACAGGAUUGUGUCUUCGAGGGUUAUAUUUCCCAAGCUUUUUCUUUGGAGACCUCAUUUUUAAAGGUGACAAACCAUCCUGACAAGAGCAGAGUUGUACUUUGUAACAUUUCUGACCAUUUUUAAUGCCGUUUCUGUAUCACCUUAUAUUGUAGGUAAAUUAGCCCUUUCCAUGAGAUAAUUGUGUGAUAAAUAAAUCACAGCUUCAUUUUAUUAAUGUACAAUUUAAAAAUGAUAAUUACUAUGAGAUAAGUGAGCGUGUUUGCUUUUUACCUGCUUUUUCUGUGCUUUGUGUUAUUGGACGAGGAUGGACCCAGCCCCAGGGGCCCAUGUAGGCUCACCAACUUCUUCAUGAUAAAAUAAGGAAUGAUUGUAAUCAUUUUUACUUUUACAUCUUGUUGCUUCUCCGUUGCUACGAUACACAGGACUCACAGCGAAUAGGACAAUCAGUUAAAAGUGUCCAUUUUCUGCUGGAUAGUAAUGAAUGACAGACUGAGAGGGCCUGACAGCAGGAGGAGGGUUUUAUUUUCCGUCUUAUCAAUUGUGCAAACUUCAUUAGUGGACUAACCUGGAUUUUUUUCUGUCAUGGUUUUGGGCUGACUUGUCAAAAAUAACAUUCUGUUCAAUCCAAAUGUUGUUUGUCUUUUAAAUAUGGAACAAAUCCUUAUUUUUUUUAUACAUAUAUAUAUAUAUAUAUUUUUCUGAUAUUGCCAAUUUUAACCACUUUAACGUUCACAUCUGCUUGUUUAAUGAUGUUUAAGGAUUUUAAAUUACAUUCCAAUGUUUUAUUAGUUUUAAGUUAACCUCUGAGUUAAAGGGGGACGGAUUAGAUGAAAUGGGAAGAACAGGUAAAAGAGCACUUUGGGAGUGGGAGUGUAAGCCCUGUGACUUAUUUCAUUUUCACAUGGAGGGCAAACACAGAACAGAUGAAAAAAUUCUUUGUCUUCUUGAUUCUUGAGGGGUUUAAUGUUUAAAUUGUUUUUAAUUGAUUUUGUUUCCAAUGUAUUUACUUGCUUCUGUAAUACACUAUGAAUUGCCUUGUGUAAGAAUGGCGCUAUACAAAGAAUCUUGCCUUGCCUUAUUUUACGUAAUGGUUGGCAACCCUAGGCCCAUGGGCUGUGGGGCCCCUGCAUUACUUUUUUUAAGAAUAUUUUAUUUUUCAGUUUUCAAUUUCAAGAUAUACAUGAACCAAUAAACUGUAUAUCUUCUUA
Molecule: messenger RNA, 4382 nt
Organism: Solea solea (common sole)
Lineage: Eukaryota; Metazoa; Chordata; Actinopteri; Pleuronectiformes; Soleidae
Product: nuclear GTPase SLIP-GC-like
Exons: 29
Coding region: 529-3171 (880 amino acids)
Molecular function (GO): GTPase activity
Source: RefSeq, a predicted model, not a curated record